UAGAGAUUUUGAUUUACAACUAGUUGACGCGUAGAAGGUCGAAGUUAUCUAGGGAGUAUCUCUGUAACGUUGCCCGUCAAGGUUCCUCAGCUAGAGAAUACUCGACUAGAAAUCCUCGCUCUUGUCGAAGAACAAAAUAAAAGUAAAUGUCUCCUCGGAAGAUGACCACUCGUUUUCUCGUACCAUGUUGACUAUGCGCUAGACCUCCGAUUUUACCGAAGACUGAGUGCCAAAAACUUCGUUGAAAUGCGAGGAUGGUCUCGGAAACAUCCGCCAAAACAACACCACCAGUCAUCAACAUCAUUCCCCAUGCCGGAUCAGUCGCUAGCUCGGCGCAUUCAGCUGCGAGUUCUGCAGCGCAGUCCGGUGGCAGCUCAGCGUCGUCAUCUAGCACGCCACCUGGAAAUAAGCUCUUCGGCGCGAAGAAGAAGGCGGGUGCUUCUCCUGUCGGAAGCACUGCAACGGGAGCAGGGGAUGGAGGCGGAAAUCAAAAUGGAAACGUUUCGGUUAUGAAAAUGAAACUGUCGAGAGUCUGUCAUUACCACUGUUGAAAUUUCUCGACUAUAAUUAAGCCGCUUAUUAUUUGCAAGCUCUACAACUUUGACUUGUUCCAGUUCUUUCGUACUGCAGUGGGCUUUAUGUCCUUUCACUUCCUGCUCUACUUCUAAGGAUCAGGACAACAUGUUGUCUUCGGUCAACGCGAGUACGCCAGGGGUGGUGCGAUCGCAAAGUACAAGCACGUCGAAGAAGCUGUUUUCACGGUUGGUCGGUUACGAUCCGUACUCAGGCUCUUUGACGGACCAUUACGAGCUUGGGCAAGUGUUAGGCAAAGGCGCUUACGGAGAAGUUGUAGCGGCUCGCCUGCGUCCAAGGUCUAGGCUUUUUUCGGGUGUCUGCGUUGCAUGUUGCCUUAGUUCGAAACGAGUGGAGGCGAUCAUAGCAGCGCCAGAUCUGGAUGAACUAAUCGACUCCUUUCGAAAUAAACGGAAUAUAAAUGGUAUUAACUACUUUAUGUAGUUGAUCAAGUACUAAACCUAAACGGAUUCGCAGUAGUGGAAAAUGAUGAAUUCGUACUUCAAAAUAGUACAUGGAAUCUUCUGACUUAAAGUAACUACAGCUACAACUUAGAGGACAUUACUUGGACAUUCUCCUGUGAUACACCUACAUCCAUAGGUUCUCGUAGGACGUUGUCAAAUCUUGGUACGAUUUCAACGCUUGUUCUAAACGGUGCAUCAAUGCCAUUACGAGGCGUGCGUGGCAGUGUGAUUGACGACGCGGAAGACGAGAGAAUAGACCCGCCAAGAAGCGCAUCAGGUGGAGGAGUGGAGCCGCGGACAUCUUAAGGCUUUUUUGUUCAGUCACUGACAUCUGCUUCUGGUGUGAGGUACUAUCCUCUCCUCAGUGAAGGCGUUGCACCCUUUGCUUUCUUGAAGGGGAGAGAUGAAAUCCUGUUUUCUUGCUUCAGCUCUUCAAGCGCUGCACUUUCCCUUUUGAUUCUCUUAUCUCACGCUAGCUGCUAACAAACUAAUGGUUGUUCCUUUACUCAGGUAACCACGGAUGGUGAUUGAGGUUGACUUGCUUUAAAGAUCGCAGUUUCAUCGUGGAAACGCUCGGGCUAGAGGGAUGGAGCACCAUACAGGGUCACGCUCCACACAAGCCGGCCGCAUCAGCCUGUUUCAAAGGCUAAAGGGGGCUGGGGGAAUGUCACCCGCUUCUGUGUUACCUUCAAUAGGCAAUGAAGACGAUGUUACAGCUGGAGCACGGUUCUCCAAGGCCAGUCUAGGCGGCGGUUACGGUGGACGGGCGAGUACUGGUAUGUGAAUGCAUGAUAAUCAGUCUGUUCAUCUAGAUAGGAAUUAGAAAUUUCAAUAACAUGAAAAUGUUGAUUCAACGGAGAUCACUCUUUUCAUUUUCAUCAACUACGUCUAAGAAGAACAGAAACAAUGUAUAAAUGACCUUCACAACUGACAUCCACAUGUAAAUGACCUCCACAACCGUUUAGUUUUCCCUCUAAUUAUAUAUUCUAUUCUAGAUCUAGUCCCUUCAUCCAAUAAAAAACAAUACAUAGGCGGUCGUCAGCGUAUGUCUUUAAUGACUCGGUCGUUGGUGCCAGGGCAUUCUUUUAGCAGAACCAGCCUCGCAGGUGCGCAGUCUUUUGUCACUUCAGAGAGUUUCGUCAAACGGAUAUGCUCCUACGACGAAGCAGCUUUACGUUUAUGAAACAAGGAUUGGUGAACGUGAUCGUGAAGGAGAUAUCGGAGUUUUCUUUAGCUUGUCCGACCGUUUCUUGUAAGACUAUUUCAUGUAGUCAGAGACAACACAGGGUCAGGGAGUACUCUUAACACAUACAGUGUGAGGCAUAGGUUCUAAGAACCUACUGUAUGAAUGUCAACACUUACCACUUAGUAGAAGUUCUUGAGCAUGCUCCUCUGUAGAACGAAGACACUUUCCCCUCCAAGUAGAGUUUGGUUCAUUUUUCCCAAGACCUUCGCCGAAUGACGCGCUUCGGCGAGCGGCAACAGCAAGCAAAAAGCAAGCAUGGUCUGAACAGCAGAGUCUACUAGAGCGGCUACAGCCUGUCCAAGCUUGGACCUUUGCAGUCAAGUGCAUGAAGAAAGUGGCCUUAGUCGAGGAGGAGGCGAAAACGAUACAACUUGUAUGGCAACGUGUACACUGACUAGGUUAGUUAAAUUGAAAAACUCGACUCAAGCAGUAAUACUCCGGCUUAGGUCUGUUUUUUGUCCCCUCACGUAGGGAUGAUAGUCUCGAGGCCGUCUCAAUGACACACCGAUCGUUACUAUCUUGUCUUGCCAGUAGUAGUAAGACGCGUGAUGAUGAUAGUACACAAUGUUGGUUAAACGGAAAAACUUCGACUCAUUCAGUUGCGAGAAGUGCUGUUGAGAAAUAUUACGUGGUUGACUUUCCUAGCCCUAGAAAUACCACAUUGAAUUAGGUCCCACAUCUUGACCAACGUCGUGAUCCACUCCCUGCUUCAGAAUGUAUAGAAAAGCGGAUACAAAUCCUUCUGCGUAUACUUGAAGGGGACACGACUGAAGAUACGUUAGUGAAGCUUAAGGGCACAAACGCAGCUGCAAGUGCGAAUCUUCUCCUGGUGCCAGACUUUUACAGUAGCGGAAACAGCAGCAAGCAUCUGUCUGCGGCUGCGGGAGGUGCCAAGAAGAAACUCUCCUUCAUCCUCGGAGGCUUGGGAGUUAUGCACAUCAAUUAGACAUUUUUUAUCUACUCCUCUAGUACUAGAUCUAGAACGGAUGAAAGUGAAGUGUAUCCGUGUAAUUCUUUAUUAAUAACUAGAUUAAGAGUCUUAUUUGACCCACUUGGUUUUUCUUUUUCUUUUUUCAUGCUUAGUGCCGGAGACGGAGCUUCGCAGUUAGUUGUGCCAGGCAGUGGGCCUCCGCCACGAGGAUCUCAGGCUGGCGCCAUUACAAUGAACCAGUUGGGUCUACCUGUAGCAAACCAAGGUUAAGGCUAGACACUCACUAUGUCCUGGUGUGAGGCACCCACUACUCUCAGUGGUGGGGACGUGCAUCCCCUUGAUUUAAAAGCGAAGCUAAUGGUGGGAAAGGAAGCAACUCACUCAACCGCAGAUAGUGAGUGUCUCGCGUUAACAAACGGGUGGCAUGCAGGGUCGUCGGAGUUACCUGAACAAUACGCAUACGGGUUCGCGGGGAAGCAUACUGCGCGCGCCGCUUCUAGUCGGAGGAGAAAAGGGAAUGCCUCUCAGUGUGGACAUGUACGACGGGAACCAGAAAGUAUAGCUAUUUCCUUCUGGAUGGCAUAAGACAAUGAAAAUAAGUUCAGACUCCCGCAUAGGAGCACGGUACUUCUGACGAGAUGAGACCAUAUCAAGGAUAGAAUGAUGCGCUUGAGUCAACGAGGCUUAAUUCGACUGACGCAGGAAUUUGUUCGCUACACUUACAUCUAUGUAUUCGUAGCGAAGCAGGUAGACGAUGACGAGCCUCAUCAUCUCCUCAAAAAAACACAAGAAGUAUCAUUUCUUCCCCUCACAGUUGUUUCGCACAGCCUUGGAGAUAGAGCUGAAGGAGUUGGGACAGCGCAAAAAGGAGAUGACGAAAGAUCUCAAGUCCGUCAGUGAGUCUGCAGUGCUGAAGGAGCUGCGAUUACUUGCGCUCUGCCGACAUAAAAACGUUCUCUACCUCGUGGAGGCUUUUGAAGAUGACAGAUGGAUGUACCACUUUACAGUUUAUUAUUUGUGCCUGAUCAUGAGAAUAUAGGAGAAAGUACGUGAAUCAUGAACUGGUAUCCGCAUAAUUCAAAUUCUUUGAGAACAUCAACGUUCCAAAUCACUACCUCAAUAAGCUGUGCCAAACAAAUUACAUUUUUUAAGUAUGCUAAAAAUCCAUUUUGGCUCAAGCGAGCUUCAAGUGGUCUAUUAACACCAUUUAAAACACUCAAGUGAUAAACUUCUCUGGACUUCUGCUCUCAAGGAAAGAUGAAGGACUUUAUUAUCUCUGUGAUGACCUGAAGGCAGACGGCUGCCACUGUUGACCGCGGAGGAGGAGAGUACUGCGCUAGUCGAAUGGAGGAGAACCGAAGUGAAAAUAGGGAAAGUCAGAGCCAUACGGUCUAACUUCUGCUUCGCAGUUGGCUCUGAUCGGCUAACGCACGUUCGCAAGUUCUACGAGUAGGAGGCGACGGCAGCAACACGCUUUGCGACUAGCAGGCGACGCCAGCGACAGCACGCUUUGCGACUAGCAGGCGACGGUAGAAACUGCAGUACACAAGUUCCUAGCAGGUGGCAUUAGCAACUGCAGGCCAACGCGAGAGCCAGCGACUCGAAUUCCCCCUGUUCGACAUUCAAGAAAAAGUUCAACAAGUUCUGCAAAAUGUUGAUGGCCAGCAGUACAAUGCUUGCCUUGAGAAGUUUAUCCGGGAGAAGAAAAGUUUUAUAAAGACAUCUCACGCUCUGACGAUUGGUGACAGAUAAGGAGACUCUGACUUCGUUAGUGCGUCGCUUAAUUACAAAGUUUUGGAAAAAGUUUCUAGCCAAAAGGAACUGAAAACUUGGACCGUUUUUUACAUACGACGAAGUUUGGUAAGGUUCUCAUGCUUCACAUCCACGAGUGUUCUCAAAAAAGUAUCAAAAUAGUAGAUGUUGCGUUUCUUCUUCAAUACUGUUCUCCGGAAGACAUGAUAGCCGUCUGGUAUAUCGUAUGGCGAUACAAAACAUGCAACAUGAAGUAGAGAAAAAAUGGAAAACUUGAGCGACAGCACGCUUUGCGACUAGCAGGCGACGGUAGAAACUGCAGUACACAAGUUCCUAGCAGGUGGCAUUAGCAACUGCAGGCCAACGCGAGAGCCAGCGACUCGAAUUCCCCCUGUUCGACAUUCAAGAAAAAGUUCAACAAGUUCUGCAAAAUGUUGAUGGCCAGCAGUACAAUGCUUGCCUUGAGAAGUUUAUCCGGGAGAAGAAAAGUUUUAUAAAGACAUCUCACGCUCUGACGAUUGGUGACAGAUAAGGAGACUCUGACUUCGUUAGUGCGUCGCUUAAUUACAAAGUUUUGGAAAAAGUUUCUAGCCAAAAGGAACUGAAAACUUGGACCGUUUUUUACAUACGACGAAGUUUGGUAAGGUUCUCAUGCUUCACAUCCACGAGUGUUCUCAAAAAAGUAUCAAAAUAGUAGAUGUUGCGUUUCUUCUUCAAUACUGUUCUCCGGAAGACAUGAUAGCCGUCUGGUAUAUCGUAUGGUGAUACAAAACAUGCAACAUGAAGUAGAGAAAAAAUGGAAAACUUGGCACUCAUUUCGCGUUCAAUACAAAGCAGCCAAGGUUUGCAAGAAAAACACAAAGCACUGUAUUGCGAGUUGCAAACGAUUUGAAAUCAAUGACGGAAUACAUUUCUUGGUCGAUGGAGAAUGACGUCUCAAAGAGAAAAGAAAUAAACGCCGAUUAGUUUUGGCACUGUUUUGAGGCGCAAUGUCCUCUAGGUCUUAGAUUCCAGUGACUAUACGGCAAUCACCGUAUAUUCCUCUGCAUGAAUUUUUUCUGCAGGCUCUUCUCUCCUCCAAUUCUGUAAUUGGAAUCCAGGAUUGAAUAGAUUGCUUAUCCCCUUACCAGGCUUUCCACUUCCGCGGCCGUUUCCAGUCUUGGAUACACACUGCUGGAAUUGAUUUGUCCCCUCAUUAGGCUCGGAGUACUAAAUGGGACACCAUGAAUGAGUAUUCCACGUGUUUCUUCACCCUGAAAAAUAAAAAAGGUAUGUCGUAGUGGAGCGGUGUUACGGAGAUUUUACUUCCCGGUAUACGAGCUCGAGGCCGUUGCCGAUAAAUGUUGCGAAGCGAGUCAUUUUUCAAGUUCUGCUCGCAUUGCAGCAUCUUCACAAGCUGCUCGUAAUACAUCGGGAUAUCAAACCCGAAAAUAUCCUCUUCAAGAAUCCUGACCAUCCACGUACUGUUGAACUUUUAUUUUGUGUAGCCCAUUCUUGCCGCUGAUACAUCCUCACCGGGGAGAUUGGGAUUGUGAUUUGACUAUUUAGAACAAGCUUCGACCACUCACUGACUUCUAUGCAUCCUCACUCCAGUUCUGCUACCGGAUGUUGUAGUGGGAGACUUCGGUAUGGCUAUGCAGAUGCAACAUCGCGGAAGCGUUUGUAAUGAUUAUGAGCAAAUCUCAUCUCUUGGCUUCUUUUUUGAAGGGCGGACGUAGUUAAGUUUUUUUCCAUUCUCUCCGGGUGACGUGUGGGCGCCGGCAGUAGUGCAGAGCAAGAUCCAGCGCGAUGGCCGCGCGGAUCUGGGUAGAAAUCGGCCCGCGGUCGCUACUCGAUUGCCACAAAGGGGGAGGCCCUGCAGGCGGGCCGACCCAGUAGGGCGGAGAGGGUGCGUGCAAGAUGGUGGCGCAGCUGUUUCAGGUUUUGUGCCGGACUUGGGAGGCGAAGGAGGCGGUGCGCCGCACGGUCGCGGCAGGCAACUCGGGGGAACGGGUCGCCAAGCUGUUGUGAUGGCUUGCCGUGGCUAAAGCUCUCCAGGCUUGAGGCUGGAGCCAGAAAGGGGGCGGGGCAAUGAGUCGGUCAAAGAGGACGAAGACCAUGGCGCACGCGUCUGCCUCUCUCUUGGGUGGGACGAGAGUGCCUUGCUUGUGGUGCUGUCAAUACUCAGCCGGACACGCAGACGCAAAGAGAAGCAGGGCGCCGCGGUAUCUCGGUCGGUGGUGUCUGUACCCAACGACAAACAGGGCGCGCACAGUGGGCAAGCAGGUAGGCCGCCCGGCUUUGCUGGGAGGACCUGGCGCCGGCUCGGGUGGUGGUCGCCGUGGCCCCCGGGUCGGGUGGUGUUGGCAAAGGGCGCGCCGCGGGUGGUUUUGGCUUUGACGCGGCUCGCAAGCUCGGGCCACAAGGCUUCGAAGUGCUGGCGUCGACACCUCGAGCGUGCACCAAAGUGGUGGCUGCGGUUAGCUUAGAGAUGGAGAAGGAUCAGGGGAGCACGCGGAAGCGAGUGAGGCGGGCACAGAGGGAGGAGCGGCAGGGGGCAACGCCGUAACGCAAGGCAGUACGGCCGGCGCGGUUGAAGCGCUAGCGAGUGGGCACAUGAUUACAGCACCCACCUGCCCGGCGGUUUUUGGCGUGUUCCAUGCAGCUGGAGGCGCUUAAUUGCAAAGCGCACGGCGAGGGAGAUAAAACUACCACAGAAGUAGGCCCGCGCGUGGGCUGUUGGGUCGUCAGCAAGUGACAGGGACGGGCUUCGAGAGCUGUAGGAGGUGACAGGGAAGGCGAAAAGGACAGCGGCAAAGCGGGCAACUUGCAAAGCGGUGAAGGACAACAAAGAGGGAACAAGGGCCAAAGCGGACGGAGUAAACAAAGGCAAAGGCAAAGGCCACCAAAAGGCAAGGACCUGCCGGGCUGGAGGUUUUAGACUGGAACGCAACUACAGCCGCGUCUCAGCAUACCGCGCGGCUCUCUCUUGUCCAUUACCAAGGGGGACGGAUCUGCGCGCUAGUGUCGGCCAGCCAGGGGCGGGCCACAAGAUGGGCCGCGUGGGUGCGGUGCCGUCAGGCAGGGCGGGGCGAUGCAAAAACGCAAGGGGUGCCACCGGGGCAAGGCCUCAAGUUCAGGGGCUGGCUUCGUGGUGUCCAGAGGGGAACCCCCUGCACCUGAAGCGCCAGCAGGUCGCGGCCAGGUGACCGCCCUCCCCAGAUCGGGGGGGGGGUUCCUCUCUCUCUCUCUCUCUCUCUCUCUCUCUCUCUCUCUCUCUCUCAGCCAGGGGCGGGCCCCUUUGUGGUGCUCAUAGCUGGCGCAUUUGUUCGAUAUUGUUUGGCUUGUCUGUGAAAGAAUUGCUUAGAGAAAAUGGAUGGCGGGGCGUGCGUAGCUUGGACUGGCUCGCCGGGUGGGGUUUUCGCUUGGGUUUUGCUUUGUCUUAUUAGUUUUCGUGGGCGCUGCUCGUGGCAUAGUCGAUGCUAUCUAACUACCUAGGCAGAGCUUGCCCGCAUCGCCAGACUGCGCGUCGUUGGUCUUUAUGUAUUUCGUUUCGCUUUCAAGUCUGCAAGUACGAUCGGGCCACCCACAGCUUUUAUCUUCACUUCUAAUCUUUAAUCGCUGGCUCCGCUGCUUUUAUGGCUCCAGAGACCUGGAGGCAGAAUGGAUAUCAACACUUCAAAAGCGAUAUCUGGGCAACUGGCGUAUGCCUCUACGAAAUGUUAUACCAAGCUUUGCCUUUCCACGCGACCUCGCAUACAUUAAGGCUUGAUUUUCGCAGCCAUUCUUCACUUCUCUGUCCUCUGUAAAAUCAGGGUUAGCGAUUCAGGGAUUGCAACUUUUACAACGUUAUCCUUACAGAGGACGGACGGUCUUUUUCUUUAUCUUUUUUAGUCCUCCUAGAAGACUUUCUCUUUCCCUAUCAAUCACUUUCCUCCAUAUUUCAUAAGGUGAAGGGAUGAUAUGUACUUGUGAUGCUCUAAAACCAGCUACCGCGAAUGCAAUGGCCAAGGAGCGGUGGGGUGAUGCUGGAGUUCGAGGUGGCGAGUUUUGUGAUUUGGCUUACAAGCUGGGCAGUAUUGGUAUACGUCUCGCGAUGAUUGUCUUACGGCCUCCGGGAAUCCAUCUUCAGAAGCAUCUUGGGGCAUCUUACUCCCUAUGGGUGGAAAAACAGAGGAAGAUGGACUCCAGGAAGGUCUAAUUGUCGUUGCCCCUGGGGUCAUGCCAGCGUACGGAGUUCAGCGUGGUGGCGUGAAUGACGAUUUGGUCACGCAGGAGGCACGAGACACAGCUUUAUGAAUUGCGAUUUAGAGAUUUUGAAUUCAAUUACCUACACUAGGUACUUUACAGGUCGUUUGCGCCGCUUGUCCAGCAUCUUUGUUUUUAGCAUUGUGAAAAAUUCAGAGUUUCUUCUUGUUCUACUCAGGUGGGAUUGCCAGUACAGUACCGCGCAUAACGUCACCGGCACAAGAUGAACUCUGUUACAAGAUGAAAUCAGUGCUCUGAAGACCAAGACUCUAGCCCAACUUUGAUAUCGCAAGAGAGCCAUCUUCUAACGAAAGAGCUGCUAUUAACGAAGGAUCCCCAGCUGCGACGUAGUGCAGGGCAAGCGCUGGCCUUACCCUGGUUCCGAGACUUGAUGGACGAUGACAACGUCUCAGGCUCGUCACCGCAGACAGGGCACUGAAGUGCACUUAUGCUUGACUUCGGGUUUCGAUGCGAUCUUUCCAAGGAUGUUUUAUGACGUAUUGCCGGUCGUGUAGUACUUGCUAUUGCUAUUCAGCAAAACAAACAGCACAACUGUAACUUGCCGAAUAUCUACCGAUGAUGACUCUUGAGAGUCUUGUUUGUAUCUCUUCAGUAUAAUAUUGGAUUGUAAUUAUGUACAAUAGAUUUGGUUUGAUUUCGACGACGAAUAGGGAAAAUUUCGUAGUAUCUUUAGUAUCUCUGAUUAUCAUCACGAUAAAAUCAGCAGAGCCAUUUGGUAUAGUUGAGGUAGAAGAUGCAGCUUAGAUCUGCAGCCCUGAAUGAUUUCUUUUUUUCGUGCAAAGCUAUGCAAGUCCUGGAGUACAACUAGUGAUUUACAAUUUAAAGUUGUAGUGCAUGAUGUCGUUGAGUUUCCGAGUAGUUUUUUUCAAACUACACGAGAAUUAAAUGAGCACGAAAAAGGCGUGAAACUAGAACCAUUGCAAUAAGUGGAAGAUGAAAACAAGCACCUGGUAUUAUGGUGAAAGAAUAGAAGAAAGACAUCUUGCAGCACUGUGGCGAUGAAUUUCAUGUACAGAGCUCAGAAACUAGGCCAGCUUUUUUUUGAAAAAUACCAUUUUGCCGAGUCUCCCUUGCAUGCCAACAGGGAUUUCGAUGUGCACGUGAGACGAAUCAGCAGAAAGCGUGUGCGCGAGGCAACACCACGUCAGAAACUUUCGGCAGAGAUGAACUACAGAGAAAAAUCGACACUGACUACUGUACUUCACCAAAUGUUCAUGUGAUAUGAAAGAAAACUCACAACAAAAUAAAAUGUUAAAAAGAAC
Amoebophrya sp. A25 is the source of this 10476-nucleotide messenger RNA. NCBI's taxonomy places the organism in Eukaryota, Dinophyceae, Syndiniales, Amoebophryaceae. The record is from the annotation of a GenBank genome assembly.